Messenger RNA from Copidosoma floridanum, 1300 nucleotides. Its product is annotated as alpha-tocopherol transfer protein-like. Gene Ontology annotation, cellular component: membrane. The record is from RefSeq and is a predicted model, not a curated record. Gene Ontology annotation, molecular function: phosphatidylinositol bisphosphate binding. Lineage: Eukaryota; Metazoa; Arthropoda; Insecta; Hymenoptera; Encyrtidae.
CAUUGCUUUUUUCAGUUUAAAAAAAUGGAUACUCUUAAGAAAAUACCGAUCGAAGAAGAAUAUAAGAGAAACCCACAAUUAAGGGAAGAUGAUAUUCAGCAUUUAAAGGAUUGGUAUAAAAAGCAGCCUCACUUUCCAAACUAUAUAGAUGAGAAUGCUUUGAUUAUGUUUUUACAUAGCAAUUAUUUUCGCCUGGAACCUACAAAAAAUACAAUUGAGAGUUUUUUGACUACCAGAACGCAUAUACCAGAAUGUUUUUCUAAUAGAGAUCCUAUAGGUUCAAAAGAUAUACGAAAUAUUAUGAAAACAAUCUUGGCUAUACCAUUGGAAAAUAAAACACCAGAAGGUUAUGGCGUGAUAUACGCCAGAUUGAUUGAUUACGAUCCAGACCGAUACGUAUUCUACGACGCUAUGAAACUCUACAAUAUGAUCAGUGAGUUGUGGUUACUACAAGCGGGAACUAUGCCGGGACAGGUGCUUGUCACUGACAUAAGUGGCGUACAAAUGGGCCACGCACUACGUAUACCACCAAUGGCUGUCAAAAAAUUCGUGUACUACUUGCAAGAGUCAGUACCCCUUAGAAUUAAGUCCUUGCACUUCUUGAACACGUCGUCAGUCAUGGAUUUUAUUCUCGGUCUCAUAAGACCUUUUCUGAAAAAGGAACUCAUGGACAUACUUUACUUACAUCCUAAUGUAGAUAGUUUGGCAAAACACAUGUCCGUUGAUAUCCUGCCAGACGAGGUAGGUGGCAAAGCUGGUAAAAUGAUGGAUCUUUACGCCAAGGUUAUAAAGGACAUCGAAAAGCAUCGGGAUUAUUUUAUCGAAGAGGAGAGACUGGUACGAGUUGAUGAGUCAAAACGUCUCGGAAAACCCAAAACCGCCACCGAGUUAUUUGGGGUUGAGGGUAGUUUCAAAAAGCUAGAUAUUGAUUAAGAACGUGCCUAGGUCUAAUCCUAUAAGGUUGACUUUAUAUUUCAUAGUAAUUUGAAAACUUUUGAUUCAAUGUAUCCGAACAAUAACUCGAAUGGUAAUCAUCAUUUUAAGUGUUAUUGCUGUACUAUACAAAUGAAAAGGUAAAUAGAAAAAUUAUACAUGUCUCUUGGUGUACCGCUAUCAGUGAUAGGAGAUGAUGAUCAUAGGAUCACCUGGUGUAUAUAAAAGAUAAUCAGAAAAAAUACGAGUCGUGAUCGUCACAAAUAACUUAAAAAGUAAAUAAAGUAAAAAAAUAAAAUCAUUUGUUUCUCACCGCUUCUCCAUUGUCUCAUAUUCCUAAUAAAUCCAUACUCUAUUAUGAUAAAAA